Molecule: messenger RNA, 1247 nt
Organism: Hevea brasiliensis (rubber tree)
Lineage: Eukaryota; Viridiplantae; Streptophyta; Magnoliopsida; Malpighiales; Euphorbiaceae
Product: tetraspanin-2
Exons: 2
Coding region: 210-1019 (269 amino acids)
Biological process (GO): auxin-activated signaling pathway
Cellular component (GO): plasma membrane; plasmodesma
Source: RefSeq, a predicted model, not a curated record
GGGAUGAUACAAAGAAAGUCAACAAGAAGGUAAUAAUAUAGUCAAGAAACUCUCCAAACAAAUCCUCAGCCACAACUCUCAACGCAUGCCACAUGCCUUUCUUGGUUCCUAUCUUUCUUUCACCCAAGUUGAAACACUUCUUCUUGUUGUGGUCCGAGUCCUAGAGCUCAAGACUCAGUUACUCUACUCGAUUUCUCUCUUCAUCCACCAUGGGAGUAGCCAAUAACAUCACAGCAGUUCUAAACUUUGUAGCCUUCCUCUGCUCAAUUCCCAUAAUUGCCUCUGGUAUCUGGCUUGCCUCCAAACCCGACAACGAGUGCAUCCACUACUUCCGUUGGCCUGUCGUCCUGCUUGGAAUCCUCGUUCUCCUUGUCUCCCUUGCAGGCUUUGUUGGUGCUUACUGGUAUAAGGAAACACUCCUCGCAUUUUACCUCUGCUGCAUGGCCAUUCUCAUCGGACUUCUCUUGAUCCUUCUGGUUUUCGCUUUUGUUGUCACGCGCGCAGAUGGUGGGUAUGAUGUCCCUGGAAGGGGUUAUAAAGAGUAUAGGCUUGAAGGAUUCUCUUCUUGGCUCAGAAAUCAUGUGGUGAAUUCUAAGAAUUGGGUCAAGAUUAGGAAUUGUCUGGCAGAGAGUGAUGUUUGUUCUAAGCUGAGUCAGAAUUAUCUCACUGCUGAUCAGUUCUUCAUGUCCCAUAUAUCCCCUCUUCAGUCAGGGUGUUGUAAGCCCCCAACAGUUUGUGGCUACAAUUAUGUGAACCCAACACUGUGGUUAAACCCAGCAAACCCAACAUCAGAUCCAGACUGCUACUUGUGGAACAAUGACCAGAGCCAGCUCUGCUACAAUUGUAAUUCUUGCAAAGCUGGUUUGUUAGGGAAUCUUAGGAAAGAAUGGAGGAAAGCCAAUAUUAUUCUCAUUGUGGCAGUUGUUGUCCUUAUAUGGGUCUAUCUAAUUGCCUGCAGCGCCUUCAAGAAUGCUCAAACAGAAGACCUUUUUCGCAGAUACAAGCAGGGUUGGGCUUGAUCUUGCCAAAAACACCCCCAUUCCUCGCAUUGUUGGGUCUGUGGUUGUCUUGCUCUCUUUGAUAUUUAUCCUGUUGUGUACGUGUCUGUGUCUGUGUCAUUAGUGUAUAUAUCCUUGUUAUCUAGAAUUGUAUGGACUGACAGUGAACACUCGUUGGGGAACCAGUUUUUGAUUACUUGUGAAAAUGAUAAUAGAAUUGGAAUCUCAAUUAUCAGCUUUUCACGAGAA